Messenger RNA from Solanum tuberosum (potato), 1708 nucleotides. RefSeq names its product dof zinc finger protein DOF4.6-like. The record is from RefSeq and is a predicted model, not a curated record. Bases 166 to 1164 code for a protein of 332 amino acids. Gene Ontology annotation, molecular function: DNA-binding transcription factor activity; DNA binding. Gene Ontology annotation, biological process: regulation of DNA-templated transcription. The transcript has 3 exons. NCBI's taxonomy places the organism in Eukaryota, Viridiplantae, Streptophyta, Magnoliopsida, Solanales, Solanaceae.
UAAAGCAACACAAUACUGCAUCCACAAACCCUCUCAAACAUUCCUUUUUUCCUGCUUUUAAAACCACUUGCUCAUAAAGCUGCUCAUGUUCCUUUUUCACUCCAAAAAAAAACACAAUUUUUUCCUUUUGCUUCUUCUUUAAUUUCUACUUCUUCAUCAUCAUCCAUGGAUACUGCUCAAUGGCCUCAGGAGAUAUUGGUGAAGCCAAUGGAAGAUAUAAUAGGAAACACAAAUGGUUCAUCAAAACCUAAUUGUGUUGAAAGGAAAUUAGUUAGACCACAAAAAGACCAAGUUGUGAAUUGUCCAAGAUGCAAUUCAACAAACACAAAGUUUUGUUAUUAUAACAACUAUAGUCUUUCUCAACCAAGGUAUUUUUGCAAGACUUGUAGAAGAUAUUGGACUGAAGGUGGAUCUCUUAGGAACAUUCCUGUUGGUGGUGGUUCAAGAAAAAAUAAGAAAUCUUCAUCUCCUUAUAAUUCAAAUAAUAAUCAUGUUAUAGUAAAUAAUAAAAAACUUCCUGAUAAUUUGGUUGCUCCUCCACCACAACGAGACAAUAUCGAGGAAUAUCCAGAAAGGCAUUUUGGAAAUCGACCUGAUACUUCUAUACCUCAACAUCAUCAUGCUCAAAACCCUAGUAAGAUUGUCCAUGAAGGAAGCCAAGAUCUCAAUUUGGGAUUUUCAUCUGAUUUCAAGACUAUUACUGAGCUAAUUCAGGUACCAAAUUAUGAUGGGAGUAACAAGGACAACAAUAGUCCGAAUAUUUCAACAUUGCCUCCUCCUCCUCCAUCUUCUUCCUCUUCAGCUUCUUCUCCAUCUCAACUUUCCGCGAUGGAGUUGAUUAAUGGGAUCACUUCGAGAGGGUUGAAUAGUAAUUCGUUCAUGACAAUGCCAAAUUCAGUAUACAACUCAUCUGGAUUUUCAUUGAUGCCAUCUCUAAAUUUCUCAUUGGAUCAUGGACUUGGAAAUAAUGUUCAUCAUAGUAGCUAUGGAAAUAACAAUAAUCUUCAAGAGACAAAUGCAAAUGGAAGGUUUUUGUUUCCUUUUGUAGGUUUAAAGCAAGUUUCAAAUAACACAAGUGAUGGUGCUAAUGAGCCUAGUCUUGGAGAUCAAUCUACUAAUGGAUAUUGGAAUGGGAUGCUAGGAGGAGGAGGAGGAUCUUGGUAACAAACAAAAAAAAACCUUAUAUUAUAUAGCUUUUAGUUAAGGUUUUUUUUUUUUUUUUUUUUGAAAAAAAUAAUUACGAUCAUACUGGGGGAUUAGGAAAGUGAGAAGGGUAUAGUGAGAAUCGAAUAUGCUUAUUACGUGAUAAAGACUGUCACUGGUAUCACUAGACUAUAAUUAAUCUUGAUUUAUGUUUGUUUGUUUUUGUGAUUUUCUUGUAGUGUACUUUAUUGGUGGGGGGUUUGUUUGGAUUUUAAUUUCUUCAAAAACUAACUUCAAUAGGAUAAAAGGAAUUCUCAUUUCUCCUAAAUCUUUUUUUUUUCUUUCAUUUUUUAGUAUUGUAAUUUGUCAUUAAUAGUUGGUGGGAAGUAAUUAUGUGAAGCUUAUGGGAUAUUGUGAAGAAAAUAUUGUGGAAGGAAAUCUAGCCCAAAUUUUUUGGAGGGCACAAUAUUCUACUAGUGUUAAUUGUUCUAUGUCAUAUUAUUAGAAAAAAAUAAAUGUAUUAUACUGUAUGAUUUUUAAGUUUGUAAUAUUGAGCUUUGAGAGA